Molecule: messenger RNA, 765 nt
Organism: Adineta steineri
Lineage: Eukaryota; Metazoa; Rotifera; Eurotatoria; Adinetida; Adinetidae
Source: the annotation of a GenBank genome assembly
AUGAUUAUCACACGAACAGUCGAACAAGAUAUACGAUCAGAGCAAAUGUUUUUAAUACCUGAUGCUAAAUUUCAAUGUGCCAAUACAACUUGUUUACCAUUCAUUAGCGUUAUUACAACAGACAUUAGGAAUUGUCAAUUUGCCUGUUUAAGCCAAAAUCAAUGCACAGCAGCAACUUUUCAUCGUUCAACUUCUAAUUGUGAAUUAUUUGAUAAUAUGUUGAACCAAAACGGAAAUAUGUUGGCUGAUGUCGAUGCUACUAGCAUCAAUGUUAUUAGUGGAACACGAUUUCCACCUGAAACGACUACAACAUCAACAACAUCAUCAACAACAACGGCAAUACCAAAAUGGAUAAUGACAGGAAACAUGCGUAUCGGACGAUCGCGUCACACAGUAUCUACAUUAGCAAAUGGAUCAGUAUUAGUUACUGGUGGCUACAGCGGUAGUUAUCUCAACAGUGCUGAGUUAUACAAUCCAUCAAUAGGCACUUGGACCACCACAGGAAACAUAAGUGCCGGACGAGAAUAUCACACAGUAUCCACAUUAGCAAAUGGAUUAGUAUUAGUUGCUGGUGGACAGAGCAGCGGUAGUACCUAUCUCAAUAGUGCUGAAUUGUACAAUCCAUCAACAGGCACUUGGGCAACUACAGCAAACAUGAGUAUCGCACGAGAAUGUCACACAGCAUCCAUAUUAGCAAAUGGAUUCGUAUUAGUUGCUGGUGGACAGAACAGUGGUGGUUAUCUUAAUAGUGCUGAGCUUUAUUAA